UACCAAUACGAUAUAAAAAGGCCCUGACCAAAUCCAAAGUUAGUUUCAUAAUAAUUGUUCUAAGCUGAAGUUUAUCGUCAUGUCAGGUCUCCAAGUAAUAUAUUUCGUGGCAGUAUUGUGUGUCGUUAAGGCCGCUGUUACGGUUAACAUAUAUGAAGAAGAUUCUAAUAGCAAUGAAAUGGAAUACAGGAAUGAUAUGGAUAAUGAAGUAGAAGGGGUAAAAACUGCAUCUUUACUUAGAAAACAUUGUAGACCAGCAAUCUGUAAUUACCAUUGUCAGAGUUUGGGUUACAGCGGCGGCUCCUGUAGAAGCGGCCAUUGCAUCUGUAACAGCAAUGAUGACCCACACCAUCUGAAGCUCAAUGAACUCAAGAGCUGCAACUAUCAAGCCUGUGACCAAUUGUGUCGUCGCCUGGGAUUCCCGGGAGGUGCCUGUGUCGGAGACCGCUGCAAGUGCGACAACUUUAAGAAUGAAUUGAACCUCCAAAAUAUCAACGAACUAGACAGCUGCAACUAUCAGGCCUGUGAUCAAUUGUGCCGUCGCCUGGGAUUCCCGGGAGGUGUCUGUGUUGGAGACCGCUGCAAGUGCGACAACUUUAGGAAUGAAUUAACUCCCCAUAUCAUAAAUACAAAAGCGGUUGGCUUUAAUGAAGUGUCUGAAAACAACAAGGAGAAUGAAAAGGAAUGCAGUAAAAGUGUAUGUGAAGACAAUUGUCAGAAUCUUGGACUACCCGCAGGACAUUGCACUGAUGGACAGUGCAUCUGUGAUAACUAUAGCAAAGUCAGAUCUCUGGGAGCUUGCGAUGUGGUUGCCUGUAAUGAUAUGUGCCAUCGAAUGCACUACAUAGGAGGGAUGUGUAGACAGGGCUCCUGUCAUUGUUAUUAAUAAUACCUUACAUUGAUUUCUUCAUGCAACAUUUAACAAAUAUAUUUUAAUUUUUGUAUCAAUAAUAAUCUAUGCUAAAAUUA
Molecule: messenger RNA, 969 nt
Organism: Danaus plexippus (monarch butterfly)
Lineage: Eukaryota; Metazoa; Arthropoda; Insecta; Lepidoptera; Nymphalidae
Gene: 6tox
Product: tenascin-like
Exons: 7
Coding region: 80-886 (268 amino acids)
Biological process (GO): defense response
Source: RefSeq, a predicted model, not a curated record